Messenger RNA from Panonychus citri (citrus red mite), 2885 nucleotides. RefSeq lists its product as uncharacterized. Gene Ontology annotation, biological process: central nervous system formation; innate immune response; regulation of Toll signaling pathway. NCBI's taxonomy places the organism in Eukaryota, Metazoa, Arthropoda, Arachnida, Trombidiformes, Tetranychidae. Gene Ontology annotation, cellular component: extracellular region. The transcript is spliced from 6 exons. Gene Ontology annotation, molecular function: Toll binding; growth factor activity. The record is from RefSeq and is a predicted model, not a curated record. The coding region runs from base 445 to 2484 and encodes 679 amino acids.
AAAAUGAAUGAGAUAGAAAGAGAGAGAGAGAGAGAGAGAAAGAGAAAGAUAUUAUUCCGGUUCCGUUAGGGCUGAGGCCGUAACUGGGACUAAACGACUAGAGGGACUGGUUUAUACACCGUAAAGAUGAUGAUGAAGAUAAGAAGAGGGAGGAGGAGGGAUGAAGAUGAUGAAGAUGAAGACGAAAGGUAAAAUUUUCAUGUUCCAACUUUAAUCUUUUCCAAGUUUAAGGGUAAACAAGGUAACUCAACAUCUUCAUCGUUCGUUGAUUGUAAACCCAACAUCUAAUUUAAUUGUUCUCAGCAAUUGUGAUCCGAUAUGAUUUCUAAAUUAAUCGAUAACUGUCACUAAUUGUGAUUGUUUUUUUUGUUCUUAUUCUAAAAUUGAUUUUUAAUUGUUUCUUAUUCUGUUCGUCAUGACACAAUCAUCACUUUUAAUAUCAACAUGAAUCUUAAGGCUUUUAUUGUGAUUAUUAUUAAUUUGACUGUUUUAUUAAUUGUCCAUGGAUCGGAUUCAUCGCCACCUUCACCACCAUCAACAUUAACAGACUCGCAACAGCCCCCGGGCUAUUAUGCCUUUGAGAAAGCGACCCGAGCCCAUGGUGUCCCACCCCGUGUACUUAAACCACCCUAUCUACCGGCAAAUGUCCCAUGUCCUGGAGCAAUUAAAAGUGAUUAUCGUUUAUCACCAAAGGACACUCUCUGUGGUGAUUUAAAUAAAGGUUAUGUCCCAUUGAAUCCCAUGUUACAAUCAAUUACUGGUCAACCUUAUCCAUUUGAAUUAAUUAAAAAUAAAACACUACACUUUCUGGCUCGUUCAUUACCGUUUCUAAAACAAGACAUUAACAAUAUACCAAAAGUGGCCAAGAUCCCAUCGGAUACUAAAUUAGGAGCAAUUAACAGCAAUCAAAAUAAUAAUGAAGAUGAUUAUUCAUCUAAGCCUGUUGGCAAUGGAGGAUUUGAUUACUCUGGAAAUCAUUUGAUUAAGAAACGAUCAUUAGCCGAUUUAACUAAUCUACGGUGGGAUUUAAUUCGUGAAGCCAAAUUCGGCGGCCAUGGAUUUAAUUACACGGAGGCAAGACAGAAAGUGUGUGAACAAAACGAGGGAAUAUUAUGUCAGGUGAUGUCAACCCUUGGCGGUGGGAAUACAGGUUCGAGUGGACUACUGUCCACCUUAAGUUCAGCGGCUCAAGUGAUGACCGCUGCUUCCAAUGCUGCAAGCACAGCUCAAAGUUUAAGCUCUUUGGCUUCAUUGUUUCAACAGUUUAGCGGAGCAGGAAGUGGAAGCAGCUCAAGUUUAUCCUCAUCCAGUGGAUCAUCAACACCUUCAUCAGCUGCUUUAACCUCUUCUUCAUCUUCAGGUUCAUCUUCAUCAUCCUCCGGUUCAUCCGGAACCUCUGAUGUAUCAAAAUCCAUGUUCACCCAAGUAUUAUCACUUUUGGCCUCACUAAACGCCAAUUCUGCUCCUUCAACCUCAACUUUAUCUUCAUCAGCCAAUAACUUUUCACCUUUAUCAGCGAUCGUUGAAUAUUUGAUGAACGUUAAUCCAACAGCGAUUUCCAGUCUACUUCCCGCUCGAAGGAAAAAACCAUUGGACUUCGAGGAUAUCCUUUCAUCCGAGACAAUGACCGUGUCUCAGGUACCGCCGACACCCUGUCCAUCCAUCGAGGAAUAUGUAGCCCCAGUUUACGCUCGAAACUAUCAAGGUGUCUGGAAAUACGUUGUUCAGAUUCCCCAUGAAGGUUAUUUCACCCAAACAGUUCAGAAAACUUCGUGUGUGAAAGGACGAUGUGAUUUCAUGGAAGGAGUUUGUCAUGAAUCUCCUCGGUGGGUCAGUUUACUGGUCGCUGAAAUAUUUUAUCCUCAACCAAAGUUCAACAAUUUAAUUGCCUCACCAAGUGAAAUUAAAACUUAUACAGUUAACCCAAUGGUCAACAACAAUAAUAAUAACAACAAAGCAAAACAUCAUCUUAAUAGUAAUGGUCAUCUUGUUAAUCACCCACACAAUCAAGUUAAACAUGCACCUCAUGGUUACCCAAUGAACCCAAUGACCCACCAUUUACCUGGCGGUGGAAUUGGAAUCGGUGGUCAAGCAAUGAGUUACCCGGAAAUAGAUCAAUAUUUAAAUCGUAAAGUUGGUUACCGAGAGGAAGCGAUGAUGAUGAUGGCACCAGAUGAGAAUCGUCGGGGAGCCAAACCAAGAAUGAUGGUCUAUCAUGAUGAAGAAAAACCUCAAAUUGUAUCAUCAAGUCACUCGGCUUCGGCUUCGACCCAACCACCUUUGACCUCUUCAACUUCUUCAACAUCAAACCGGAAAACGGAAACAGUAAAAGAGGAAGAGUGUGACGGCCAUGAUGCUGUCGGUUGCUAUCAGAUGAGAGUCUAUUAUGAUUGGUUCCUAAUUCCUGGUUCAUGUAAAUGCUGGAAAAAAACUUCCCAAGGAGGUAGUCUUGAUACUCUGAAGAAACUGUUCAUUGGAAAAUGAAACAAUUAACUAAUUGUUUCCUCUAAAACUGAUUUACCUAAUUAAUUUAUUGCCCUUCAGGUUGACCAAUGAACAUAUCCAACAGUAUUAAGAGUAAUUAAAACUUUUACUUUGAGAGUUGAAAGUUUGUUCAACAAUUAACAAAUUAUUCAAAUGAACGAAAAACAAACCCACCUUUUAAUUAAUCAAAUUGACAAUUAAUUAAUCAUUUCUUUCGCUCUCAAAAUUUAAUAUUAAUUAUCACAAUUUGUUGUAUUGUACAGACACAAUUUUAAUUGAUCCAUAUUUCAAUUUGUUGUCCUUUUAAAAGUUAAUCAACAAUUAACUUUGUUCACAAUUUGGAUUCAUAUAUUUUUCAUAUGAUACAAUUUGUUUACUAAUUAAAACAUUAAUCUCUUAAA